AGGUUUCUAGCAGGGGAUCAUCCAUCGAUCAGGUGACACCAGCCCCAGCCCUGCUGUCAUGUCGAAGUUAAAGAGCUCCGAGUCUGUUCGGGUGGUGGUGCGAUGCCGGCCCAUGAACGGCAAAGAGAAGACAGCUUCCUACGAAAGGGUUGUUAACGUGGAUGUCAAGCUAGGGCAGGUCUCAGUGAAGAAUCCACGGGGAACAUCUCAUGAACUGCCCAAAACUUUCACCUUUGAUGCCGUGUAUGACUGGAAUUCCAAACAGGUUGAACUCUACGAUGAGACCUUCAGACCUCUGGUGGACUCUGUUCUGCAAGGGUUUAACGGGACAAUCUUUGCCUAUGGGCAGACUGGGACGGGGAAAACAUACACGAUGGAAGGGGUGCGCGGUGAUCCUGAAAAAAGGGGCGUCAUCCCCAAUUCAUUCGAUCACAUCUUCACCCACAUCUCUAGAUCUCAGAAUCAGCAAUACCUCGUUAGAGCGUCUUACUUGGAGAUAUACCAAGAAGAAAUCAGAGACUUGUUAUCGAAGGAUCAGUCCAAGCGGCUGGAGUUAAAGGAGAGACCAGACACGGGUGUGUACGUCAAGGAUUUGUCCUCCUUUGUUACAAAAAGCGUCAAAGAGAUCGAGCACGUCAUGAACGUGGGGAACCAAAACCGCUCCGUGGGGGCCACCAACAUGAACGAGCACAGCUCUCGGUCUCACGCCAUUUUCGUGAUCACUAUCGAGUGCAGCGAGUUGGGGCUCGAUGGCGAGAAUCACAUCCGUGUGGGGAAGCUCAACCUGGUGGACCUUGCAGGCAGCGAGCGGCAAGCUAAGACCGGAGCCCAGGGGGAACGGCUAAAGGAAGCGACUAAAAUCAACCUCUCACUGUCAGCUUUGGGCAACGUGAUCUCUGCCCUCGUGGACGGCAAAAGCACGCACAUUCCGUACCGGGACUCCAAGCUGACGAGGUUGCUUCAAGACUCGUUAGGUGGCAAUGCCAAAACCGUGAUGGUGGCCAAUAUAGGCCCUGCCUCCUACAACGUAGAGGAGACUCUGACGACACUGAGGUACGCCAAUCGUGCCAAAAACAUCAAGAACAAGCCGCGGGUGAAUGAGGAUCCUAAGGAUGCUCUGCUACGGGAAUUCCAGGAAGAGAUUGCUCGACUCAAGGCGCAGUUGGAAAAACGGUCUAUUGGCAAAAGGAAGAGGAGGGAAAGGAGGAGAGAUGGUGGGGAAGAGGAGGAGGACACUGAAGAGGGUGAGGAUGAAGGCGAUGACAAAGAUGACUAUUGGAGGGAGCAGCAAGAAAAGCUGGAGAUUGAGAAGAAGGCUAUAGUUGAGGAUCACAGCUUGGUAGCAGAAGAAAAGAUGAGGCUGCUGAAAGAGAAGGAGAAGAAAAUGGAGGACCUGAGGCGAGAGAAGGAAGCAACAGAAAUGUUGAGUGCUAAAAUCAAGGCGAUGGAAAGCAAGCUUCUGGUGGGAGGGAAAAAUAUUGUGGAUCACACAAAUGAACAGCAGAAAAUCCUGGAACAGAAACGGCAGGAAAUUGCAGAACAGAAACGUCGGGAGCGAGAGAUCCAGCAGCAGAUGGAAAGUCGGGACGAGGAAACGCUGGAGCUGAAGGAGACCUACAGUUCCCUUCAGCAAGAGGUGGACAUAAAGACCAAAAAGCUCAAAAAGUUGUUUUCCAAGCUGCAGGCUGUGAAGGCAGAGAUCCAUGAUCUCCAGGAAGAGCACAUCAAGGAGCGCCAGGAGCUGGAACAGACCCAGAAUGAACUCACCAGGGAGCUGAAGCUAAAGCACCUGAUUAUUGAAAAUUUUAUUCCCUUGGAAGAAAAGAAUAAGAUCAUGAACAGAUCGUUCUUUGAUGAAGAGGAAGACCAGUGGAAACUGCAUCCCAUAACCCGUCUGGAUAACCAGCAGAUGAUGAAAAGGCCAGUAUCUGCUGUAGGAUACAAGAGGCCACUGAGCCAACACGCCAGGACGUCCAUGAUGAUUCGGCCAGAGGCUCGGUACAGGGCAGAGAACAUCGUAUUACUGGAACUUGACAUGCCCAGCCGGACGACGAGGGACUAUGAAGGUCCAGCCAUUGCUCCCAAAGUUCAGGCGGCUCUGGAAGCAGCUCUGCAGGAUGAAGAUGAGAUACAGGUGGACGCUUCCACCUUUGAGAGCACUUCAAACAAGAAAUCAAAACCCAGGCCUAAAACUGGAAGGAAGUCGGGGGGAUCCUCUUCAGCAGGCACCCAGAGUUCUCAGCUCUACCCACAGUCCCGAGGGCUGGUUCCCAAGUAAAGCCGGCAGUUUCUCUCCGGGGCGCGAACAGCCUUUGCCUUCUGAGAGCAGAGACAAGUGAAAACCCGUGGAGAGAACUCCCAGCCCGCCUCCAGCCCCUUGCCCCUGGAGGGGGCCUCUGUGCUGUUUAACUGACUUGUGCCCGUCCAGGGGCACUGAGCCACGGGAAGAUCCGUGCUUGCAGCUCAGCCUUUGGCCCCUGUGGGAAACAGAUUUUAGUUAGGAAAUCAGAAAUGCAUGAGGUACGUUAAAGUGUGUUAGAAGCGAUGGGAAGCAUGGGGAUCACCUCACAGCGUCACCGUCUCUCCUCGGCGCUAGCCCUGCACGGGGCUUUUUUGCUGUUGGGCAAUAAGAAGACGAGAGUUGAAAGUCAUCUCAACAGAACCACCGCUCCAGAGCUCCGUAGUGAGAAGCAAACGAGGCUGAAAAGUGGAGGAUCUGUUCAAACUUGACUGGGUGCAUCGUUUUUCCUCUUCCUGCUGGGAAGGCUGGCGUCAUCCUUUGGGGUGAAGAAGCUGGUCUGAGCAGGCGGGACAGCAGCGGUCAGCAGGGACCCACCACCAGGUAGCCGUGCCUCCCUUUGCAGCUGUAGGACAAAAAAGGGGUCUCGAAAGCAGCUUUGCUCUCUCAGGGAAGGAAGCAGCAGCAGCUGAAGUCCUGCCCUUGUUUACAGGCGUAAGUAAGAGCUCCUCCACACUGACCCCCUGCAGACCUCACCCCUACCAACAGGGACCACCUUGUCAAAGAGUCGAAUCCAGCCGCGUACCAGGGCCAGCCCCACAGCUUUCUUCCUCUCUCUUGCCUCCCUCUUUGCCCCUGGCGCUUGAAACCAGUGUCCACGUGGAAGUCUUUAAACUGUGGGGUGGCCUACGGCCGAUUUCUCCUGUCUCCCCCUGCUCACGGGCGGUGUAGCCCUGGCUCGGAGCUGUCCCCCCGGCAGGGUCACGGGGCUGCUCUGCCCUGUAAGCUGGGCAGAGGGUAGAGCACCGUAACGUGGAGCUCCUUGGAGUGCCCUCUCCUUGUGAGGUCCCUUCCCUCGGGCUCUGAGGAGGUUCAGCGUUCAGUGCCUCUUGUGCCUCGUCUGUUCCACGUUCGGAGCUUUCCCUUUGCACCUCCCGGCCCGUGCAGAGCCCGCUGGGAGGGAAAGCACACGUACCCGAGUCUGGGUCGUGGAAUCUGGUGUGAAUUCCAGGGGUUUGACUUUGGAGACAAGGGAGGAGGGACUCCUGCUUUCGCCGGUCUCUUUGCCGAGCUGCCCCGUGACUGAAGCAGGCUGCUGGAACCUGCAGGCUCGCGGGGCAGGGUGGGGGGAGGUGGAGCUGCUGCACUGAGGACAGAAUAAGGUGUCCCUGUCUAGUGUCUCACAGCUCGUUUGUACGGUUUAGUUCACUCUGUUGGGAUGUGGGAUGUUCCCUUUUCUGGUCGCUGUUGGCUGUCACCCUAUGAACGUUUUUACCCGUUUCUUCUCCCUCACUGAUGACUGACUUCCUCCAGACUGAGGUGUGUGAGCGUAUGAGGACCUGCCUGGUUUUGGAAAGGCUCUGAUGAGUGGACUCUGCCUUGUGUGUGCUCGUCAAGUACCCGCUGAGUGACUUCACCCAGGCGGGAGAACUCCCUCUUCUCUGACCCCCGUGAGCAGAAGCAUCCCCACACUCAGCACAGCUCACCCCUGCAUCUUGCGGGCACGGUGCCUCGGUGAGCCCGUGGUGGGCCCAGUUAAAUGCCAGCUCAGCUGCUUUGCUUCAUGGAGUGCUUUUCUGGACCACAAGAUUAAUAUAUAUAUACACAUAUAUGUAUAUAUAUAUAUAUAUAUUAGUUUGGUGGAGGAAAGAGGAGUUGGCUGAUAAUUGAGAGAGCAGGCAUCUGCCAAGUUUCUUCCAACCUGAACAUGGAAACCUGGCAUCAUCUUCCUUUUUGUGAAGCACUG
Messenger RNA from Leptosomus discolor (cuckoo roller), 4205 nucleotides. It is a transcript of the gene KIF3B, whose product is annotated as kinesin family member 3B. NCBI's taxonomy places the organism in Eukaryota, Metazoa, Chordata, Aves, Leptosomiformes, Leptosomidae. Gene Ontology annotation, cellular component: microtubule. Gene Ontology annotation, molecular function: microtubule motor activity; ATP binding; microtubule binding. Gene Ontology annotation, biological process: mitotic cell cycle; microtubule-based movement. The record is from RefSeq and is a predicted model, not a curated record.